AUGAGAAGAACAACUCUUUAAUCUGAUUUGAAGUUACAUAAGAAAAAAAUGUUUAACAAAGAAAAUACACAAUAACCAGCGCAAACAGGUAGGAAGCAUUUCGAAGAAAAACAAUGUUACUUACCUUCAAGAUAAAAUGAAGAUGAUGGUUAAAAUAAGAAAACUCUAAUGUUAUUUCCAGAAAAAAAAAAUGUUACUAAUUAUGAUAAUGUCAUUGAACGUAGACCCUCAAUUAGAAUAUUUUAAUAGCAAACAACCACUUCAAAUUUUAGACUUUGUGAUAAAUAAUCCUAAGUAUCAAAGAGUUCCACAAACUUUCAUCCUCUUCGAAGUACUUCAGCCAAUAUUUAUUCAAUCUUCAAUAAUGAUAGAGGAUUAAAUGGAAACAAAUUUUGAAAUUUUUUAUUUCACUUCAAAUUAUAAAAUAAAACAAUAUUAAUA
Messenger RNA from Paramecium tetraurelia, 441 nucleotides. RefSeq lists its product as uncharacterized. The transcript is spliced from 2 exons. The record is from RefSeq and is a predicted model, not a curated record. NCBI's taxonomy places the organism in Eukaryota, Ciliophora, Oligohymenophorea, Peniculida, Parameciidae.